Messenger RNA from Meyerozyma guilliermondii ATCC 6260, 2490 nucleotides. RefSeq lists its product as uncharacterized. The transcript has a single exon. Bases 1 to 2490 code for a protein of 829 amino acids. Gene Ontology annotation, cellular component: chromatin; Sin3-type complex. Gene Ontology annotation, biological process: negative regulation of transcription by RNA polymerase II. Gene Ontology annotation, molecular function: transcription corepressor activity. Lineage: Eukaryota; Fungi; Ascomycota; Pichiomycetes; Serinales; Debaryomycetaceae. The record is from RefSeq and is a predicted model, not a curated record.
AUGUUUGUGGGCUAUGAAGAUAAGCCCCAGCGCAUCGAGAAUAUAACCUUCAAGAAACAUCAAUUGGAACUCUCUCUCUGCAAGGCUUUUGGACCCUCAUACAGACAGCUUCCCAAGUCCGAAACUUUCAUGCCAUGUUCAGGACGCGAUGAGAUGUGCUGGGAGGUUUUGAACGAUGAAUGGGUCGGACAUCCAACGUGGGCUUCGGAAGAUUCAGGCUUCAUUGCACACAGAAAGAACCAAUACGAGGAGAUUCUUUUCAAGAUUGAAGAAGAACGUUUAGAAUUUGACUAUCACAUGGAAGCCAACUUGAGAACCAUACAGACUUUAGAAACAAUUGCGAACCGUAUUGCCAACAUGACCCCCGAGCAAAAGGCAAGUUUCAAGCUCCCUGAGGAUUUGGGUCAUACUUCAAGCACCAUCUAUAAAAAGGUGAUAAGAAAGAUCUACGACAAGGAUAGAGGGUUUGAAGUCAUUGAUGCGUUGCAUGAAAACCCUGCUAUUGCCGUACCGGUGGUGUUGAAGAGAUUGAAGCAAAAGGAUGAAGAAUGGAAGAGAAGUCAUCGUGAAUGGAACAAGGUUUGGAGAGAAAUGGAGCAGAAGGUGUUUUACAAAUCUUUGGACCACUUGGGCUUGACAUUCAAGCAGGCGGAUAAAAAAUUGUUGACUGCAAAGCAGCUUGUCAGCGAAAUCAGUACCGUCAAGGUCGAACAACAGAACAAAAGAUUGCAUCCGUUGACGCCAAAACCCCAAGAACAACUUCAGUACAAGUUUGACGAACCCAUAGUUCUUUUGGAUAUAUUGAAAUUGGUGACUGUUUUCAUCAAAUCGUCGAAUUAUUCCGUCAAUGAUCGUGAAAAAUUGAGCUAUUUCUUCCAGUCGUUUUUGACUUUAUUCUUCAAAUUGCCGAAAGAGACCAUAGCAGCAGCAGCGAGUGAAAAGUCUGACGGAAAGGCAGAAGAGGAUUCCGAGUCACUUACCGAGAGUCAGGGUGAUCAAUUGGGACCCAAUCCUAAGAAGCGUCAUCGUGACACGGACUUGUUGCGCGAUGUUUUAAAGAAACAGUCAAGAGCCAAGAAGGAUGAUACUACAGAGUCUCCUUCACCAGUGGUAAGCGAUUCUGAUGAACCAGAUGUUUCUCAUGAGGCCGACAAGUCGAGCGAAUUGUGGAUUAAGACUUUACCGCGCGGCGAAGAACCUUCCUCUUCGGAGCAGCAAGGUCCUGAAAAGCGUGACAAGUUCAACUUGUUCUGUAAUACCACCAUUUACGUUUUCUUCCGUCACUUGAGAACACUUUACGAGCGUUUAGUCGAAAUCAAAGCAAUGAAUAAGGCGGUUGGAGAGGAGAUCAGAUCUCGGAAACUACCUCAAUUUGCUAAAGACUUGAAUUUGUCGUCGCAUCAACUUGAAGAUAUGGGUGUGGAAAUCAAGGGCGACAAAGAUUGCUACAAGCAAGUGCUCGAUCUCGCUGAGAGGCUCAUCGAAGGAGAAGUGGAGCACCAGUGGUAUGAAGAAUCAUUGAGACAAGCAUACAGGAACCGUGCUUACAAGAUGUAUACCGUCGACAAGUUGGUGCAAUCCAUGGUAAAGCACAUGCACACUAUUGUGUCCGACAGCAGAACUUCGGAAAUGAUUGUCCUUUUCGAAGCAGAUAGAGCACAAACCACUUCAACUGCCAAGGACCAAAUACUUUACCGUAUCAAAGUGAGAUCAUUAAUGUCCACCGACGAGAACAUGUUCAAGAUAGCUCUUCGAGAAAGUGACUCAUCUGUUUCCAUUCAGUUUGUUAGCCUUGAUGACCUCACCAUCAACGACCAACAAAGUGCGGAGGAGAAGUAUAACUACUAUGUCACAAGUUACGUUAUGUCUUACCCUACAGAAGGAGUACCUGCUUCCAAGCUUAACUUACCAUUUUCGAAGUCUUUCAUCGAAAACAUAGAGGAAGAAGAUUGUGAUGGACUUGCACGUUCAGGCUUGAAAGUUUCUGUCUGCGAGAACUCAUUUAGGUUGUUCUUUGAGGCUGAUUCUCACGACGAGUACACUGCUAAUACGGUGUUCAACAAGAAACCGGAGGAGACUCUGAAGAAAGACCGUCUUGAAGGGUUGAAGGCAUUGCUUGACAACGAAGAGAUUGGGUGGAAGUCAUCAUUAGACAAACGUACGGAUCCCAAAGUAUUGGAAGAACGUGCUAACAUUCUUAUCUCCAAGGGUGCAAGUGCCUAUUUGGAGAGCGAGAACCUCAUCACUACAAAAUCAGUACAAGAAUCAGCACCAGAUGUUGAUAUGGAAGAUGUUGCUGUGCCCGCCAGUGGUGAAGAGACUUCUCUGGAACCAAAGCACCCCGCUACCACUACUGAUGGAGAAGCAGAUGCUACAAUCUUGCACGAGCAAAACGACACCACCGUGCAGCAAGACGCCAAUGAUACGACCACCGAAGACACGACCAUACAUCAAGAAGACCAUACCAUGAUUGCUAACCAAGACGAAUAA